Phymastichus coffea is the source of this 14278-nucleotide messenger RNA. It is a transcript of the gene RhoGAP100F, whose product is annotated as rho GTPase-activating protein 100F-like. The record is from RefSeq and is a predicted model, not a curated record. The transcript is spliced from 21 exons. The coding region runs from base 334 to 5139 and encodes 1601 amino acids. Gene Ontology annotation, biological process: signal transduction. Gene Ontology annotation, molecular function: protein binding. NCBI's taxonomy places the organism in Eukaryota, Metazoa, Arthropoda, Insecta, Hymenoptera, Eulophidae.
CAACGUUCUCGGCAGUCGAGUCUCGUCGCGGGCUCGCACACUACUCUCACGUAUCUCUCAAAGUUGUUUGUUAUUGUUAUUGUUGGAUUUUUUUUGUUUCAAUUUCUUGCACUGCAUUGUCAAAGUGCAAGUAAUCGGCACGUUGAACGAGCCAAAAAUAAAUAAAGAAAUUAGUAUCCAACACUAGGGGAGCGGAGAGAGAAAGGAGACUUGGCUAGGCCCGAUAACAAAGCACAAUGAAAGGCCUCACCCACGAAGGCAGGAGUAGGGACCGACCGGCCCAUCGCAAGAGAGAUAAUCUUUAGACGGAAGUGGGCAUGACGCGCCGGACUAAUGCAGUGGCGAAAACACGUGCGUAUCAAGUACGGUGGUCGUGUCGGAGUUGGUCAAAGGCAGAAUCAGCGUCAUCAUCCGGAGCAGCAGCAGAAUCAUCGGCAUUCGAGGGAAAACGGAGAAGAUUCGGGACAGUCGCUGGAAGACGAGGAAGGAGGAGAGGAGUCGAGGCCGCAGCCGCCGCAUCAGCAGCAGCCGAGGCUGCAGGUGCGCGUUUUACAAGACGGUCUCGGCGGAUACGUCUGCCGACCUGCCAUUAUAUCCACCACGACAACCAUACAACAACGCCAGCUCAACGGCGGCGGCGCUACGGCCAUGCUUUGCUGCGGACGUAGAAAAGAAGGACGGGGGGAGGUGACGGACAUAAGCGUAAGUCCGGGACGGCAGGUGCCCGUCAACCAGUUGCGCCCCAAGGAGCCUCCCCCUAUGGUCAUUCAGGGAGACUUCAGAAAGGUAAGCGGCAUUACAAAUGAGAUCUUCAGGCAGUUGGAGCAGAUUGAGAAUGACCAUGAUGCGUCAACGGCUGCUGCACUCGAAGCAGUGGAGAAACAUGGCGAAAUGGUCGUCAGGAUCAUUGAGCCAAGGCAGAUGGGCCGUACUGCCACUGAAGCUGCUAAAAAAUUAGUCGCCAUACAGGAUCCAAAGUAUCCCAUCCACUUCGUGGAGAUCAUCAAGAGACCAGGUCAAACUCUCGGACUCUACAUUCGUGAGGGCAAUGGGGCUGAUAGGAACGACGGUGUUUUCAUCUCAAGGAUAGCACUGGAAACUGCAGUUUACAAUAGUGGUUGUUUGAAGGUGGGUGACGAGAUACUAGCGGUGAAUUUGGUGGAUGUAACGCACAUGAGUCUUGACGACGUCGUGAUAAUAAUGUCGAUACCGAGGCGACUACUGCUGGCGAUCAGACAUGGACCUCAUCAAAUUGUUACACAUAGUAGGCAAAACGAACAGAAAGGACCGCCAGUUGUUGUGAUCAAGAAGGAUCUUAAUGAAGAUGAGACAGACCAUAUCACCAGUAAUCAUAUAAGGGCCGACGUAACAAGUAGACGACGUGGCGACGGUCGUGAGAUGUUACCGUCGCGUUCGAAACUAGGCCUAUCAGGUUUCGGAUCAACGCAAGAUAUUGGGGCGAGCAAUGGUGAUUUGUAUUAUAAUUCGCGGCCAGAAAGUCAACUAGGUUGGACAUAUCAACCGCCACCACCGCCGGUCAUUACGCAACAGCCAAAACCGUCCGCCACUCAGCAUUUUCAGCCUUAUGAACGUGGUUAUCCGAAAACUCUUGAGAGCCUCGCCGAGAAGGAUUUCACCAAGGUCCAUUCGUUCUACCCGAUGGCUGGUGCAACAAACGGUACGCGGCGCAUGUCUGCGGGUACGGGUAUGCAGUCGGCAAUGAGUGGUCGUCUUGGACAGUCACAUUAUGGUACUGUUGGCUAUGGGCAGCAUUCGGCAUCUGGACGACUUAUGCCACGUAGUGGAUCUGAUCAGCAUCUACCGAGGGUUGAUUAUACUAGUAUUACCACUCCGGCAAGACACACACUGCUAAGGUCUAGUCUCAAGACUGGUUCAUCGGCCCUACGUUACGGCACACGUUACGGCACAACGUCAGAGGCGUUGGCAUCCCAACGUCAAACGCAAUUCGGAACGUUGACUCGUAGACACAGGCCAUCGCUCGAUUACGCGUCCGACACGGAAGCCACGUGCUCGAGUUCACCACGCUCGGCCUACUACUAUUACAGGCACAACUUGAGGGAUCCUGGGCCAAGUAGUGCUGUCUCACAUUUGGCAACGCUGUCGCGAUCGCAGAUUGGCCAGAGUACCGUGAAAGGCAUGGGAAAGCCGCCGCUCGCGCAUGUUCUAGGCUACAACAGAUCGAACUCGUUGCCGCGUAGCACAAGAACGUUGCCGCAUCAGCCAAGCCUUAGGCCGGGCCUUAGCACCGUCGCGUCAGCUCUGAUUGAUCAGGAAGAUAGCGAUGGGGCAUUGUCGGCACCUGAAUUGCCAUCGGUACGACGAGAUCGAGGAAGAAUACCAUCAACACCAAACAUCUACUCGUCAGAUGAGUAUAGAGCUUGGUUAAGUCGAACACCAAGUACCUCGGCUCUUUACGAUCAAAUUCGCUCGACUGCACGGCCGCCAAGGUAUACCUACAGUGCCGAGAACAUUCAUGCAGCUGUUAACAAAGCCGAUUACGGUGGUUACGGUACGUACCGGCCGAUGUCGAGUACUUUAGAUCGCUUAUCUACGCGCUCGGCCUCAGCACAGCAAGUAAAUCUAGCGAAUCUACGCGCCUCGACGGCAAUCAGCUCGACAGGGCACAGGGCGACGGCAAAUCACCCAGGACGACCAUCGUCGGUAGCAUCGAACGUUCGCGCUUCCUUGGUUGGUCCAAAAACUGGCGGUUUAAUUGGUACAGCAGCCGCACAACGAGCAAGUGGUGUCAGGAGAAUGAGAAAUAUUAUGGAUCUCGAAACGAACAGGAGUACUAUACCCACACCUACGCCUGCACGAAGCAUUGAUCAAAGACUGCUAGACAUUAAUCCUGCAGAGUUCCUUAAGUAUAAGAUAGAGAAGCCACCAACGGUAGGCACGCCAAGUUCGACAAGCUCGUUAUUGAGUUCCCUGGCUGAAGGCACUAGUGGUAGUGGCAGUCAUACUGGCGGUAGCGACUUUGCCAACGGUGUGAGCGGCUUACUGUGGGUUCACCUCUUGGCCGGACGCGGUCUACGCGCCACCAAUUCCACCUCUGCAGCUACUACGCCUUCCACGCCGUCAGGACAGCCUAGCCUAGUAAACUGCGGCCUGAGAGAUUUGUACUGCGUUCUCGAGUGCGAUCGCGUUCACAAAGCUCGCACUGUAGUGCGUACGGGCGAUUUAAUGUUCGAUUGGGAUGAAAAUUUCGAGCUCGAUCUCGUUGGUAAUCGCCAGCUCGAUCUGUUGGUAUACUCAUGGGAUCCGCAGUAUCGACACAAGCUUUGCUACAAAGGUUCCGUUCAUCUGGCAAGUCUACUUCGAGAAUCGCCGGUACAUCAGUUAGCGGUGAAAGUCGAGCCACGUGGUACGAUAUACCUGAGGCUCAGGUAUACCGAUGCCCAACAAACGUUCCGAAGACGUGGUCUGCCAAUCAUAUCAUUGGCUACGAGAAUAGCACCACUGUUCGGUAUUGAUCUCGAAACAGUUGUAACGAGGGAGAGCAAAACUGGUGGGCUACCUGGUGGUGUAUCGACUGCUCUGGCGUUCGGUGGUAGCGGCGUCCCUAACGUGCCCAUCAUUGUUUGGAGGUGUGUCGAGGAGGUCGAACGACGUGGACUGGAUAUUAUCGGCCUGUAUAGACUUUGCGGCUCGGCGACGAAAAAAAGGAUACUACGAGAGGCGUUCGAGAGAAAUGCGAGAUCGGUUGAUCUUUCGUCGGAUAACGUACCCGACAUCAACGUUAUCACAGGUGUGCUGAAGGACUACUUGAGGGAACUGCCAGAGCCGCUGUUUACCAAGUGCCUCUACCAGAUGAUGGUCGAUGCACUUGGCGUUUGUCUACCAGACGAUCCUCAAGGCAAUGCUAAGUUGAUGUUUAGCAUACUAGACUGUCUGCCGACUGUUAAUAAGUGUACGUUGAUCUUUUUGCUGGAUCACUUGGCGCUGGUCUUAUCGCAAUGUAAUAAAAUGUCACCGGCGAGCUUGGCGAUAUGUUUCGGUCCCGUACUGAUGCUGCACUCGGACGACACAGGUGGACCUCUUGACUUCCAACAGCCAAUAGCUGUACUCAAGUAUCUACUGGAAAUUUGGCCUGUUAAGUCAGUUCGGAAGAUUUCUUCAACCGCUUCAACACUUCCACGAGUUACGCUCAGCAGCACCGGGAACGCGAGCAGCACGCAACCGCAUCAAGUCUCGGCAGCUGUUUCUUCAGCUCAACAGCAACAACAGCGGGAUCAACAGCCGCAGACGCUGCAAUCGCAGCAAUCGGCACGCCAAUCAAUGUCGCAGCAGCAGCAGUCGCCGCAGAGUCAGCAGCAGCAGCAAUCACAUCAGCAGCUCAAGUUGCUGCAGCCAAUCCAGCAAUCCCACCAGCAGCAGCAGCAGCAGCAGUCGCAGCAGUCGGCAACCUUGCCUCGAACAGGGCUGCCCUGGCAGCAGCAACCCUUACUUCAUCGUCAAAACCCGAUAACUACUACUACUACGCCCCAAGGACAACCAACGCCGCCUAUAACAACCCAUUCGGUGCGGCCACCUCCGCCACCGCCUAUCAAGCCGCGACAGCAGCUGCAGCAGCCGUCGCCGCCACAGCAGCAGCAGGUGAUAGUCUCAUCUCCAGGUUCACCUAGCAGCGACGAUUCGAGCAGCUACCAGGAAUCGGUUAAAAUGAGCCAGCCGUUACAGCAUCAACGCGGGCCAUUGCCGUCUACCACGUCGAGCAUAUCUAUAAGUGGCAGUGCUUCCAUGGCCCCGACGACAAGCAGCAGCAGCAGCAUGUACAAUGCAAUGACUUCGAAUAAUCCACUGUCGCCAUUAAAUUCUGCUGGCAUUAACAGCAUGAGUAUGAACAUGAAACCACGUCUACACUCCACCAAUCCAUUUCUUAUGAUGAGCAAUGGCAAUGGCAAUGGUAAUGGCAAUAGUGGUAGUAAUAUUCAUCAUACUAGUGGCAGCCUCGUACACAGUGCCAUCAACUUCUUUAGUAACGGUACCAAUGAAGUUGUGACACCAGCAAGUAGCGUCGGCACUGAAGAUGGCAAACCCGAAGAAGCUGAACGUGGCGUUGAAGCUGAUGCUGAAGCUAGCGACGACGAUCACGUACAGAGUUUGAAGAAACAAUGAGACGCGGCCCCGCCGCCACCGCGGCGCCUGGUCAAUCACUUUAUCAAUCACCAUGCGUACUAAAAAAAAACCGCGUGCGACGAAAAUUUUCGAUGCGAGCACCAUUACAUUAAUGCCUAUCGUUUACAGUAAGAGUGCGUGUACACUUUAGAUAAGCAAUGUGUAUACUUACGAUGAGACUUUUGUUAGCGAUGCGGAUGUAACGUACACAAAAAGGUAAAUCUGUGCUGGACCACGAUAGAUACACGAAGUCGAAGGAAACGAAAACUUGUCGCUGGAAUACACAUUUCAAUCUAAAAGUAGUAUAUGUUUGGAUUUUUUGACUUUUUGAUUCAAAAAAAGUCUGAUUGCUAAUUAGAGAGACGCGAUAAUGAUACACGUACAGAUACGGAAAAAAGCGAGUUUUUAUACGGGAUUAUAUACCUUCUAUAUUGCUGGGUUUUUAAUCUCCCUCUCAUACGGCUAACGCACCUGUACAGGUGACGAACACACACACACACACACACACACACACAUACACACACAUAUAUGUUGACUGUGCGCAGUUGUAAUCUCGAUCACCAAAGAUUGAAUUCAAAACUAAAAACGAAAAAACAUUAAUAAUAAUGAUAAUUAAUACGUUGAAUUACGCAUAAUGCUCGAUUUAUAUACGAUAUAUUAUAAAUAUAUACAUAAUCUGUAUGUAUAUAUUGCGUAGACUAGCCACGAUAUACAUGUGCUUUUGAUAAAGACUAUUACCUUGUAGUGUAUUAGCCAUGAAUUCAGUUGCGAGUAUAAGGCAUACGUAAAAAAUAAAACAAUGUGAACGAUGAAUUAUAAUGAAUGACUAGAAAAAGUUAAAAAUGAAAUAUAAAGUAUAAAUAAUUUUGAAGAAUCUGACUUGCGAAUCAGAGAAUUAAUUGUUCUGUUCUUAUCUUGGAAAGCUAAAAUAUACAGACGAAUAAUUAAUCGAUCGAAGUCACGUAUAUAUAAAACUGUCAUAUGUGCAUGUAUUGACACGGAUAAAAGGAAAAGACGACCCGAAAUUAUAUUCAGCAACGGCAUAAAAGCGUUAUUUACAUGCGCAUAUUGACAAUAGAUUGAUGAUGAACGGAAGAAAACCAAAAAAACCUUAAUAAGAUGAAUUUUUAGUUUCCAUUGCCUUGAGAAUUAAAACGUGAAAAGGAUUAUCCCUUCUAGAUCCGUCAUCAAUAGUUAGUAUUACUAAAUUACGCACUUUCUGACCAAAUGCUUAUGGAUUGUCAUCGUUCAGAGAAAAAAACCUAAAUAAAAACGUAAAAAAAAUUAAAAUUAAGAAAAAUUGUUACAAAACGUAGAUCGUUUUCGAACGAAGUGAAUCUCAACAAAGAUUUGUCAAAUAUAUUUUAAAGCUACCGUAAAUAAAUACUGUAUGAUUUUUGACACUUAUAUAACAAAUUUAGUCUUUUUCGUGAUCUUUCAUUUGCGCAUAGCAUUUGUGUAUAAAUAUAAAAUAGCUCGUGUAUAAAAAAAAAGACGAAAUGCAGCGUGGAAAACUCAUGAAUUUUUGCUCAAAUUUCAGAUUUUCUUAAUAUUUGCUUAAAAUUUUUUAAAUUGGAUAAGACAGGGUUGAAUCAGUUAAAUUUUAUAAAAUUAAAAAAUUUUGAAAUAUCAGUAGUUGGAAAUUUUGAUUAACUGGUUUAUUUAGAUAUAUUUAAAUCGAUUCAAUCCAGAAUAAAGAUUAUCAAAAAUAGCGCGAAAGUAAAAAUAUAACGAUAUUAAUUGCCGUUGCUCAUUGACCAAACUAAGUAAUGAACGCAAAGCGACUCCUUUGAUGAUCAUAUAAACUUGCGUCUCGCGUAUUUUUUUCAAAUGCACACAAAUGUAUGAUAAACAAAGCAUCAUCGUUCCGCUAAUACUAUACAUUAUAAAUUUCCCAUUCAUCUUGUAAUAAAACUAUCGUCCGGCGUUGAAUGACUCGAAUGAGCGUCGAAUAAGUGGGCACUCGCAAAAAAAAAAAUCCUCAUUUCACUUCUUUUCGAUAAUGAUGGUUUUGAAACGUAAUAAUAUAAACGCAGGAGCUGAUGAUAGUAUUUCGUGGAAAUUUUAUAUUAUAUUUUACUCGGACGAAAAAGUCGCUAUCUAGAGAUUGGAGCAAGAUUAAAAGAAUUUGCGCAUUUGAAUUUCGGUUGUGUGAAUAUAAAUCAAGCGCACUCGACACUGUAAAAUGAAAAGAAACAUAAUAACACAAUCUAUACUUUUUAUAAACAUUGAUUUUGUAAAAAUAUGAUAAAAAUUUCGAAAUACUAUAAAUUAGAUCCUUAAUUUAGUGAAGCAAGGAAUAAAUCAUUUUUAAAAACAAUCACAUAAACAAUUCUUGUAAGCAUUCCAAUGCCAAGUACUGAUUACGGAAGGUGCUGAAAAAAUAUAUAAAUAAAUAUAUAUGUGUAACCUCAUUUAUCGCAUACUAAUCAGUGCCCAUAAUUUCGAGUAAACGCGCGAUAAAGGUCAUUUUAGAACGGGGAUAAUAGCGAAUUGCAUUUUCAAUAAAAAAAAAGAAGAAAACGAAUAAUAUUAUAAUAUAAGUCCACUGCCGCAUUUUGUAACGUCGAUUGUUACCACAUAUGUAUACUUAUAACCGAUUAAUUAUGUAUUUUCACCGAAUGCAUAAACAAAGAAAAGUUAUAGUUAACAAAAGAAGACUUCUCUCAUACGAUAACAUUAAAUACACAAGUCCCGCGAAAGAUAAACAUAAACAAUACACUUCGGACAAUACAUACUAGUCACAACAAAGAAAAAAAGAGAAAAGUUCGCAGAUAUGUAAUUUGUCAUAGGUUUGUGGCUCAUAUCCCGAAUUGCGCCACGAUUGAAUGUUUAGUCGCUAUCGAUGUCAGUGAAUAGUUUAUCGACCUAACAAAACAAACAAAAAUAAAGUAGUCGUUAUGCUGCGUGACUUUCAAGUGAUUUUCAUUGUUUAUGUAUCUGUACAUUGGAUUUUUCGCGCCAAAUGUGUAUUUAAACAUACGCGCCUAUUAUCAGUUUUUUUUUCUUGUAAUUUUCUGAUAAUAUAUAAUUGUAUAUUUGUAUCAUUCAAUCCUAUAUGAAAACAAAUAAGUCUUCUAGCGCACAUUUUUCGAUAUUACACUUUGACGAGUUUUUGUACAGUUGAAUCCUCCCGUCGUACUGGAAUAUAUCAAAGCAAAGAUUGUACUUUUCGCCAAGAAUUUCCGAAUUUGUGACGAGUAAAUGUUAAAUCUUUAAGUUUCUAGGGAAACGUGCACUGUAUAAAAUUAUUAAAUGAUCAUGCAUGGUGAAUUCCGUAAUAAUAAAACUAGUGACCAAAAAGAUCUCGAAUUGGUGUUAAAAAUAGAGUUAACGAAUAUGUUCUUGUUAAUAAUAUUAAUAAAAAAUUAUAUAAUAAUUUACAUGUUUGUAAAUUUAGAUCAUUAUUGAUUCAAUGCUUACAAACAUAUAAUUCACUUUUGAAUUUGUCAGUGACAAUUACAACAAGAACAAAACAUAAAACUGAAUAUACCGAAACUAGAAGGCAAAAUUGCAAUGGUAUAAUGAUUGCUCUUUUACAGAAUUCAAAACCGACUCAUUUUUAAUGAAGCUGCUCAAAAAAAUUACUACGUUUAAAAUUAUAACGGAUUUUUAAGAGUUUGUUUGUAUUAUAAAUGUUAGCACUUGGAGUGAUGGAAAUGAUACACGACACCGAGUGUUUUAUAAGCAUUGUAUUUCACAUUCUUGAUAACUCUGAAGUAAUUUUCUUUUAUUCUAUCUAUAUUUAUAUUAAUUUAUAUUACUGAUAAAAAGUUCGAUUUUUUGUCUUCCUUAUAGAUGCAUUAAGUUGUUUGCCACAAAUAACCUGUGUGAACGCAAGGACCACAAUUUCACCCAUUCAUUCAUAAUGAAUUUCUAAACAAACAAGACAUUUAUAUACAGAUUUUUCUAAAAUUAACAAUUAAAGUUAGUAAUUAGUUUCAUCGGAUUGAAACAGUUUGUUUGCGUUUAGAUAAAAGAAAAUAUGGAUGUUUGUCAUUUGCUCAUAAAUAAAUAAAAUGGCUCUAAUUAUUAUCAAUGGCUAGUCCAUGAAGCAUGAUAUGUAGAAAGUAAUAAUAGACGAAAAAUGUUCUCGAUAUAAUAUCAUUUAAGAAUCUACUUGUCGAACUUUCACUGUUUACAUUAUUCCUUUCUUUAUCGAAAGUUCUGUUCUGUCGAUAAAAUACCACGAAAUUUGUCAUCUAAAGAAACAUCAAAUUUCUAUAUGAAUUUAACAAUUAUUCUCCGGGUCCAAUUAACGAAAGGAGUUUAUUGAAAUAAGCGUAAAUCGAACUGAAUAUUGGGAGAAAAGUAAAUCUGCUCAAUCAAGCACUGAUUUAAAUAAUCCUCGAUAUACUUACAACAAUAUAAGAUUUUUAAAAUAAUACACAUCUUAGCUUUUCCAUCUCGUUUAUUGAUUAUUCUGGCCUUGAAGCAAUCAGCUUUUCACGUGCAACACGCAGUUUCUAAAAUAUACCGAUAAAAUACAAAAAUAAAGGAACAUGAUACAAAAAAGGCUCAAUUGAGCUGAAACUAUUUUUUUAAUUUGGUAAGACAACUGUAUAAGCUUGAUAAACAAAUUUUUGAAAUGCUUACAUUCAAAUUUCAUCUGAGCGCUUGUGAAGUGUACAUAAUCAGAAAUUCAUGGUCUUUCACCAUUAAUACAUUAAACAUUUGUUGGCUUUAUGUUAAACAUAAAGCCAACAAAACUUCGAAAAUAUAAAAUGUUGAAAUGUCUCCUUCUCGUUGAAAAAACCAGAAUAUUGCACUUUAAAAGAACAUAUCCCUUCUCAUUAGUCGAUGCCUCUGAUGUACAUUUAAUAAAAAGUAAAUAAAAUCGUAUUAUAUUACUGAUUGAACACUUUUAUGUAAUAAAGGGUAACAGAAGUCCAUGAUCUACAUCAUACAAGACAUCAGACAUUUAUUCAGUCAUUCGUACAUUAUUGAUCACUCAGCGAAUAUUUUCUAAUUUUUCAUAAAGUCUAAUUGAUGCAGAUUUAAAAAAAUAAGCUUUUAAGAAAAUGUAUUAGUUUCGAGAAUAAUUUUUUUUCAUGAAAAGAAAAUAGUCGAUGUGUAUGAUAAAACUUAAAAUGUACACAAGAGACCGUAAUCUCAGACAUAGUAUACAUAUCAUAGAAAAGCGUUUUUUAUCAUAGAAAAUACAAAAUUAUUCACAUUUUGCAAGCUUACUAAUUAACUAAGCUUUUCUCGCAAUGAUAAUAUAAAAGUACAUUAUCAUUGCGAGAAAAGCGUGUAAUGGAUCCAUCAUCAUCAUCAUCGUCAUCAUCAUCGUCAUCAUAAUCAUCAUCAUCAUCGUCAUUAUAAUUAAAUACAAAACUGCAAGAUAGUAAAGGCAAGCAAGUCUUCGUGGAUAAAAAAAUGGUAUAACUAAUGUACGCAUAUCGACACUGAAUCAAUAAGAAUGCUGAAUUUAUUGGAUGUUAUUAAUCGCUUUCAACGUUAUAGCAAUGUAUAGAGGCAAUUUAUCAAUUUUUCUAGUUGAAAGUUCUACUUUGAAUUUUUCUGCAGAAUCCGAUACAAUCUAUCAAUUUAUAAAUCUCUGUUCAAAGAUAAGAAAUAAAAAAAAUAUUUAAAAAGAACAUAAGGUAAGAAAAUAUAAGGCUUAUAUAUAAAAUGUAGGCGCAUUUUCGAUUUGUUGAAUACAUAUCCAUUAUGUACGAAUGAAAGCCCUUUUAUCCUCUAAGAGUGAUAAAAGUUAUAUAUUUAACGAAUACCUUGAACAUUAAUAUCACAAUCGCACAAUUCAUCGUCAAACCCAUAAUCAUUAGAGCGAUAAAAAAGAAUACUGAACACACAUAAAAAACGAAUGCUAUAUCGAUUUAAGAAUGCGCGAGAAAUAAUAUUUAAAAUAGUUAUAAUGUAAUGAACCACAAAAGAAUUAGUAAACGAGCAAAAAAAGAAGGAAUUUAAUGUCAAGCGUGCAUAUAUAUACGUACCUUCGUAGUUUUUGUGGAUGAAUUUAAAUACGAAAAGAAAAGAAAGCAUAAAAGUAAUGUCAAUGAUGAAGAUUAAACACAAUUAAAACGAUAAUAUUGAAAGGAAACAUCGUGAUUGACAGAAAACGAUUGCAAGAAACUUAGAAUUAUUUUUAUUUUCAAUCCUAUUCUCAUUGCGCUUGUAAUAGGGAGAAAAAUUUGGGCUUCUCUUGAAGUCUUCUCUAUUCAUCGUGUAAAAUGGAGCGAUGCACAUGUAAAAGCAAAUAAAAACAUAGCUAUCAAAGCAUGGGCAAGUGUAACGCGACUUAAACAUACGAAGUAAAAAUAUUAUCAAUGUACGAAAAAGUAAUUAAGUCGCUCUGAGAAUUGAUAUUCUAUAGCAUGCAUAUUAUACGUGCAUAUAAAUAAAUGCGAAUGAAUGUGCAUGAACAAUGUGAAUAUAAGUGUGUGAGGAAGCGAUCGAUGACAGAAGCGUUAUAACAGAAAAAUUGACGAUCGUGAUAUUUAUAAAAAAUAAAGAAGAAAGGAAAAUUGUAAUUAUCAUGAGCGCGUCAUAAAUAACAUUGUGUACCGGCAGGCAAGUACAUAGACGAAAAACAAUCCGCCACAUAUAUAAUCCUCUAGUCUUUAUACGUGCGAAGCAAGACAUCCCAUCAGGUAUACAUACAUAUAAAAAACACACGUAUAUAUAUAUAUAUACACACACAUAUACAUACACGUAUACAUAUUACAGAUAUGUUAUAUUAUUCAAUGUAUAUUACGAUUAUAAAAGAAACAAAAAAUGUAAAGGCAAGUAUUUCCGUUGUACACGCGGCAUUUCGAUGAAAACAAAAAAAUUUUCGUGAUUAUAUUACGCUAGCGAACUGAUCAUUAUCACCAUGUACUAUUUCAAUUGUAAGCUAAACCAUGUGUGAAUGUGUAUUGAUGCGACGAUCAAUGAGUUUGCAUAAAUAGAAACUUGACAGUAUACAGAUGACCGACCGGUAAAAUUACUAUUAUAGACAUUAAGAAUCUUCGUGUGAAUGAACAAUUAUGAAUGGAAUAACAUUUAUAAGCUAUGAUAAAUAGUUGAAUUGAAAUAAAGCUUUGUUUUCAAAUUAUUGUAGAAUAUUGGCACAUCGUACGCGUUAUAGCACAAGUAAACACAUCUUUCGUGAUUUUUGAAUGUAUAAUAGCUUAUGAAAAUUAAUUGGUGUAGUAAGAAAGUGUCAAUUGCAAAACUCGAAAAGACAACAGAAUAAACAAAUAAACGCGAAGUAGUGCAACAGGUACACAAAGUAAAUAAAAAGUAAAGAGAAUAAUUAUUGCUACAGUUGAUAAAAGAAAAAAUGCUUCAUCUUAAUUAACUAUAAAACUAGUUGAAAACAUAUUCGAAAAGACGCGAUGAUGAUGAGAGACACGGGCAAGCUAGUCACUUGUACACUUGUUGUUUCGUUGAUUGUUUUGCAUAAAUUUUAUUAGUGAAAUAAUAAAAAAAAUGAAUAAACACCGUUACCAAGUCUCGUGCAGAGCGCAAGAGUCGGUGAAUUUUUUUUGCGAUAAUUUCGCAAUAACUGAAUCAUCGCCUGAUAAAGAAUCUUUCUUAACGGUCGUCGAAAUGACUUAUAACGGCGACUUUAAGUUGUUUUAUAACGUUAGUUGAAAACGUUAAAAGUAUGCAUGUUAAUUUCUCACUAUGGUACCUCAUAAAUAACUAGUUAAAUAAUUCUUUUGUAAAUACUUAGUGAUGUUGUUGAAUAAUUGUUUUGGAGAUCUAUUUAUUUAAUAUAGAAUUGAUUGAUUUAACAGAUAUGAUUUGACGAGCUUUGCUCAAAAUGGUUAGUUGCUAAUUGGUAAAAUUAUUAUCUUGCUACUUAUUAAAUUAUAAGUAUAUCUUUUAAAAUUGAAAAGAGCAAUUUCAGUGCGAGUGACUGGUUUGAUGAUCAAUUUUGUAUGUAUUUUAGUUUUUUAAUUCUGAUUUAAUAUAUUCACAACUAUCAAAUUGACAAAGGUUUGCUAUCAAUUUGAUUUUUUCGUUUUAAUUGUAAAUAAAUAAUUAUCCCUAAUUGCAUUGAUUUUGUUAUAUUUGAUCAAAACUCAAAGUUUCAAUCAAAAUAAUUUAUUGUUCUGUUUCGCGUUCAAAGAAAUUUUUUUAGGACAAAUAUUGUAAAAAGGUAAUUUCUAUUUUUAAUUAUUCAGAGAGGAGGUUGGAUAUAAAUCUACGGGUUUGCGAUGUAAACUUUGGUCAAUUCGAAGAGUCAAAUUUACAGAUAGAAACGAGAGGAAAAAAUAACGGCACGCGGAGAAUUUUAAGCGCUUCUAAAAGUGUACGCUGUCGACAAUUUAAGUGUAAGAAUAGGAAAAAUAGCGAGAUAAAAAGAUAGGAAAAUCCGCGUGAGGCGCGAGACAUGGUCACGGCGUGAAACCGUUGCAGUGACAGUACUAUUUUUCUAAGUUGCAAAAUAUAAAAAUGCGUAAUGGAAUAAAUUAAUAACGUUGCAUUGUCGUUAUUAGAGUAUAUAUUAAUAGAAUAUAUCGAAUAUUUUAAAAGAAAACUUAGGAACAGAGAGUGCAAAAGAAAGACGUGGACUUAUAUGUAAACGAAAAACAAAAGUGGUAAUAUUGACGGUCGGUCGUCGAGAAAACUUGAGUUUUGCAUUAUAUGAUCGUAACGUUGAUACUACAAUAAAAAAAAAGCGAACGCUUGAAUAUAAUAUUAAAUUUAUUGACUGUAUAAUGCGAGCGACGUUAUAUAUUUAUUGUUGCGAGCUACGACCCAAGUAAGUGAGAAUAUCGUAGACGAUUAAAACUUACGAAAAAAAAAGGAAUAAGCAAGAUGAUCUAUCUUAAGAAGUGUUGUUAUGGGAAAAAAUCUCUCAUCUCGUAGUGCAUGAGUUGUGUGAAGUAAAAAAGAUUAAAGAAGUGAGAAUGAGAAAGAUUAUAAAUUAUCAAAUCGUUCUGUCAGUCACCUCAAACCUAUGAUAUAUUAUACAAUGUCAUGAUACUAUGCUGCCAUAUAAUAUAAAUAUAUGUCUACGAUAAGGAAACAGUAUAUGACUAAAGACGAAAAAGUAAAAAAAAUAAAUAUGUUAUAAGCACGGCGGUGAUGACGUCAUAACAAUUAUUUUUACUGAUCUAUUUAUUGUUCCUAAAGUUAUCCCAUCCUCAAAUUUUUCAUGUGAAAGAAUGAGAAAAAAAGUGUA